AUGCAAGUACCAAGAUUGUACACCAACGCUGUGUUUGCGGGUUACAGAAGAGGACAGAGAAACAUUUACCCGAAUGUUGCUAUCCUCCACAUCGACGGUGUGAACAUGAAAGAAGAUACUGCGUUCUACCUCGGAAAGCGCUGUGCUUACAUCUACAAAGUCGCAGUUAAGAAGGGAAGCAAGAAGCCAGCUGUUAGAGCUAUCUACGGUACAGUCGUCGCUGCUCACGGAUGCGCUGGUGCAGUGAGAGCUAGAUUUGCUCACAACCUCCCACCAAAAGCUAUCGGAGAAAACGUUAAAGUCUUCCUUUAUCCUUCGAAUAUUUAA
Messenger RNA from Entamoeba invadens IP1, 327 nucleotides. Its product is annotated as 60S ribosomal protein L35A, putative. Lineage: Eukaryota; Evosea; Mastigamoebida; Endamoebidae. Gene Ontology annotation, cellular component: ribosome; cytosolic large ribosomal subunit. Gene Ontology annotation, biological process: cytoplasmic translation; ribosomal large subunit biogenesis. The transcript has a single exon. The coding region runs from base 1 to 327 and encodes 108 amino acids. Gene Ontology annotation, molecular function: structural constituent of ribosome. The record is from RefSeq and is a predicted model, not a curated record.